Molecule: messenger RNA, 2219 nt
Organism: Esox lucius (northern pike)
Lineage: Eukaryota; Metazoa; Chordata; Actinopteri; Esociformes; Esocidae
Gene: miso1
Product: c18h3orf33 homolog (H. sapiens)
Exons: 5
Coding region: 54-785 (243 amino acids)
Source: RefSeq, a predicted model, not a curated record
UGGUCCAGACUACUUACACUACGUGGGCGGAUCGAUUUUCGUAGUCUUUCGAAAUGUCAACAAGACCGAGUGAAGACGAAAAAGGACAAAACCCGACAAACAUAGUUUCUUCCAUAUCGCAGUUCGCUGACGAUAACUUAACCAUUAUCCGGAACAUCAGCACUGGACUUGCACUUGCCGGAGUUGUAAUAAUAUCAAGGAGUAUUAAAUUGCUCACUAGGUUUGGUGCAGCCUCCGAAGUCCCAGCAUUGUUCAUAGAGAAAAAUGUGGUUCUCAGAGGGAGAGUCCAUGCGGUUGCAGAGAAUGGCUUGGAGGUGGAGCAUAUCCCAAUCUACGUCCCACUUCUCUCCCGGAUGCUGGAUAAACGUAAUGGUGGAGUUUCCCCCAUGGCUGUGCGCCUGGCGGGGGUGGAGCUGACCCCUGAAGGGAAGGCGUGGCUGGAGUUGCACCUGAGCCCUGCCCAGAUGGUGUGGCUGAAACUGGUCAGCAGAGAAGAUGAGACAUUACACUGUCUGGUGUCUGUCAGUAGGGGUCCAGUGAGGAGUCUCUGUGUGAACGAGGAGGUUUUGAGGUUGGGUUUGGCACGCACUGUCCCAGUUUUUGGGCUGCAGUACGACUCCCGUCUCUACCUGCAGCUCCAUCAAAGGUUGCUCAGGGCACAGGUAAAGGCAGAGCAAAAGGGACGGGGCAUGUGGAAAGAAGACAGCCUAUGGGAGAGGACCAAACUGGCCAUUCGGGAAAAUGCACUGGUCCGACUAAUCUGGGGGAUCUUCAAGCGGCUGUGAUUGGUUGAUUCAAGGGGACUUCAAAGUAUGUUUUUGAAUGGUUUUCAUCCAGUUCAUGUUCAACCGAGGGAGAACGUCUUACAUGGACUAGAACCGGCUUCUCCAAAAUGUGUUGUUUAGUGCAGCAAAUUCCUUCUGCUCUAAACUGUUAUAUUUACCUUGGUCUGACUAGAAGUUUAUCCGGACAUUUUGACCUGAACAUUAUUUGGCAGUUACAAUGACCCUGGCUUAAAGUAUUUGAAUGUGUCAUAACUCCAAUAGUUUUAUAUAGCAGUGGAAAUUGGGGUCCUCAAUCCAAAAUAUUUUCAUCACAAGGCAUUCUUAUGCAAACAAAAAACCAGAGAAUGUCACUUUUAAACAUUUAGCCCAGAAAUACCAGCUACAUUCAUCCACUUCAGUGUUUCCCAACCUUUUUCAGUUACUGUUUCACCAACAGUAUUUUGCUUUGCUCUGGAAACCCCUGAAGUACCCCCUCAUGUUAAUUUUAAUAGUAACCCUAUGUUGUCAUAAGUGUUCAAGUACCCUCUGUUGAUAGAUCAAGUAAGGGGUCCUCAUACCCCUGGUUGGGAACCACUGCGCUAGACCAUCAGUAAAAAAACUCAAAUAAAAAUAUCCAUAAUACCUACAGUAAAUAUGAAACAUUUAAUUCCAAAAUAAUUCAAAUUAUGAAUUGAUGUUUCUAUUUCGACCCUUGUCUUUUGAAAUAUUUCUUUAAAAGCUAGGUACAGUAGACAAAGACAGUUUACUGAAACCGUUUGCUGAUUGAAAAGCCCGAAACAAAGCUACAGUGUAACAGUGGGUAAUGACGAGCAUCACAACUGUGGACCGUACAUUAAGUGAAAGUGUACUUUUUGUGAUUGGACAAAUGUUUGUUCUUGAUCCCACCUCAAGCUGGUUAUUUUGUCACUGUGUUUCUGGGGCUACUGCUCCAGAGCAGGGCCACCUAGCCCUGUGCUGAGGUUGGUGCUUCCCUGCUUCAAAUGUGCAAGUGUGAACACUUGGGCUAAUAUCUCCCUCAGCCCAGGGCUAAGGAGCCUCUUUGGUGCCAUGUGGAUUUCAGUAGGAGAGAAAAUAGAGACAGCAGCUGAAUAUGUCCUGGCCUCAUGCAUUACAUCAAGAGAAUAUAGUCCUAUACAUGUUUGAUUUCUUGCCUGUGUACACUAUGUUUUUGUAUACCGUAUUAUUAUUGAUGCCUAAAUGUGUUUGCGUUGACAGUAGUGUUAGCCAUCCCUUCAUAGCCAUAAACUACACAGUAAAAACAUAACUGCCUAAAUAAUUAAAUUAAUUGGGUAGUGACUUACAGGUUUAGGGCUGGUUAAACAUCUUUACAUUACACACUACUUAUAUUAUUGAAAUAAAUUCCGGACUCUGCUGAGAUUCCUGGAAAACCUAGGGCUAACAAGAUGAUUGGGACCUGGUGUGAAUAGUUGAAGA